Messenger RNA from Umbelopsis ramanniana AG, 982 nucleotides. RefSeq lists its product as uncharacterized. NCBI's taxonomy places the organism in Eukaryota, Fungi, Mucoromycota, Umbelopsidomycetes, Umbelopsidales, Umbelopsidaceae. The transcript has 2 exons. The record is from RefSeq and is a predicted model, not a curated record. The coding region runs from base 129 to 578 and encodes 149 amino acids.
CGUCUAUCAAGGGCCAGAGAGACAUGAUGUACUAUACAACCCACCGUUAGAAAAGUAGAUGCUGAAAAAGCGUUGUUGUUAGAAACAUAGGUGAUAGCAACCGAGGGUGAAGUGGACUGGAAGGAGAAAUGAGAGAACGGAUUCGGUUUGGUGGGGUUGUUGUCAUACAAGCCAACUCUAUACCAAACUCAAAAGGCGAUUGGUUUUUUCCCAACGUGAAGGUUAUGAACAGACGUUGGCUGCAAUGUCGAGCAAGGCACACGAGGGUUGCAUCAAAUGGACCAACCGAGCAGGCACGCUUCUUCUACCCGCACCCGCUAAAUAUGGGAGGGGAGACGUGGGUCCAAUCCAAUCUGUAUGCGGACCGGUUAAGGCUUGUGGACUCUCCUUAUUCUCUUUUCUUUUUUUUUCCUCUUCUCUCUUUCUCUUUUUUUUUCCUUCUUCUUUUUCUUCUCUCAUCUGAAUUUCCUUCAUCUCUGACAUCCUUCAUCUGGAGAUUCCCCUCGCGAAACACAGCAAACCCCAUCCGUCAGCUUGGAUUUAUACAUGAGCAUAUCGCACCGUUAGCCUUGAAUUAAGAGUCUAAAGAUAUCAGCUUGUGCAGACCUCCGUCCAUUUUUUUUUUAAAAAAAACUACUUCCCUCUCAAUUGUCUGUAUAUAUGGAUCCAGUCCAAUGCUCAGUUGUAGUGAUCAAUGGCUGCGACUGUCCUCGAUGUGUGCAAGCCGCACCCACCACAACCUAUCACAGUGACCAACCCAUAUUGCACCAAGUAUUUUCUCAAGUUGUAAUUGAAAAUCAUGGACAUGCAGCCCUGGCCGGCAUUCGCGAGCGCUUACAGAAAAAUUACAUGCCCACGAUACUCCUAAUUGAUCUCGACACUUGUCCUCAUGCCAAUCAGCUGGUUCAUCCUUCUAUUAGUUUACUGCAAGAUGUGGUCAAGGAACUUAAAGCUGGAACGCUGCAUGAUGUUGCUCCUGUCG